AUGGCGGAUAGGGGAAGCACGGGCGCGCAGGCGAGGCUUCCGGCGGCUGCAGUGGCGGAAACAGCACCGUCGCUGCGCGCGAGCGUGGGCGGCAGUGCGAGUCCGGGGAGAGGGGGAGAUGGGGGAGGGGUGGAUGGGGGAGGAGGAGAGGGGGGAUGGGGAGGCGGGGACCUCAGGGUGAACGACGCAUGGGAGCAGGGAGCUGUGAGGCGGCGCAUCCCCUGCAUCCCCCUCUCCCUCCGCAUCCCCCUCUCCCUCCGCAUCCCCCUCUCCCUCCGCAUCCCCCUCUCCCUCCGCAUCCCCCUCUCCCUCCGCAUCCCCCUCUCCCUCCGCAUCCCCCUCUCCCUCCACAUCCCCCUCUCCCAUGUCGCUUCACACAUGCCCAUUCACCCAUGUUUCUGCCUUCAUGCGCCCAUCCUCUUCUUCCAUGCCUUUUACCAGCGUGACAUCACCAUUUCUCCUCUCGACAGUUCUUUCAGUGACUUCUCCAUUGAACAAUCAUUCCGCAACAAAUUCCUGUCACCUGCUGGCCUUGCCACACCCCUUGCAGUCACCUGCUGGCCUUGCCACACCUCUUGCAAUCACUUCCGCCAACCACGGGUAGAGCAGCACAGGGACGUGCAACGUUCCGCCUCCCCUGUCCACGUCCCGCCUCCCGUCGCUUCAGCAUUUGCCAGUGCUGCAGCCUGGAGGCUUUUAUGGCGUCUCAAUGCUCUCAUGGGAGCUGGGUGCGAGAUGGAGCGACGUGCUAGCAUCACUGAAGGAGGUCAAUCCUCUCCCCAGCCCCGCCCCCCUCCCACUUUAACCGCCCAUGCGCACGGUGCCAUGCGGCGGUGUGUGCUGGCAGGGCUGAAGGAGCUACCCACGCACAGGGAGCGAUGCGGCGGCGGGUGCUGGCAGGGCUGGCAGGGGCAGGCGGUGCGCAGCCGAAGGGCCAAGUUUGUGGUGCUGGCGCCUAACGUGGAGGAGGUGAGUGGGCAGGUGAGGGGGGAAAGGUAG
This is a messenger RNA of Closterium sp. NIES-65, 999 nucleotides long. NCBI's taxonomy places the organism in Eukaryota, Viridiplantae, Streptophyta, Zygnematophyceae, Desmidiales, Closteriaceae. The record is from the annotation of a GenBank genome assembly.